Bubalus bubalis (water buffalo) is the source of this 1809-nucleotide messenger RNA. It is a transcript of the gene CD177, whose product is annotated as CD177 molecule. Gene Ontology annotation, cellular component: plasma membrane; plasma membrane raft. Lineage: Eukaryota; Metazoa; Chordata; Mammalia; Artiodactyla; Bovidae. Gene Ontology annotation, biological process: regulation of integrin-mediated signaling pathway; leukocyte cell-cell adhesion; positive regulation of neutrophil degranulation. The record is from RefSeq and is a predicted model, not a curated record. The transcript is spliced from 9 exons. Bases 248 to 1438 code for a protein of 396 amino acids.
CCCCCACCCCAGCCCCCCGCCCCGUCCUCCCCCUGGAUCCUCACCCUACUCACCUCACCCCACCCCACCCCCCCGCUCCCCCCCACCCGCCACCACCUUUAAGCUAUGGAGACUCAGAGGGAGGCCCUGGCCUCCUUUAGCAAGACCCUGUCCCCACCCUUUCCUGGACUACCUGGGUUGUGACAAGAUAUAAAAGUGCUGUUUCCUGGGAGAAAGAGCGGGAGCGAGCAUUCCCACCACCCGGACCAUGAGCCCUGCCCUGCUGCUGGCCCUUCUGGGCAUCACCCUCGCCCUGCCCGGAGCGAGGGCCUUGAACUGCCACUCGGGGGUAAUAGAGACCAUAAGGAAUGCAUCGGAACAGCCCUUUUCGUGGACGACUUCCCAAGAGAACUGUGGGGAAGGUUUGGGCUGCCAGGAAAUGGUGUUCAUCACCCAGAACGACCCCCUCCUGUACCUGGUGCUCAUCAAGGGCUGCACCCAGGCAGCCAAUCAGGAGGCCCGCGUCACCAAGCACAGGACAGGCCCUGGCCUGUCCAUCAUCUCCUACACCCGGGUAUGCCGGGAGAAUCUGUGCAACGGUCUCAGCACCAGCCUCCCUCUCUGGACCCCGCUCCCACCCACAGUCCCAGGUUCUGUGCGGUGUCCAGUCUGCUUGUCUGGAAAUGACUGUCUGUCGGCCCAAGAGAUGACCUGCCCAGCCGAGAGCUCACACUGCUACAAUGGGGUCCUCCAGCUCACUGCCGGGAGCGGCACCAGCAGACUGAAAGUCCAAGGAUGCAUUUCUCAAGCAGGCUGCAACCUGCUGAGUGGGACCCAGGAAGUCGGGCCAAUCAGCCUGUGGGAGACUUGCAUUCCUAAAGGUGUUCUGACCUGUUAUAGGGGGGUCAUGCUGCAGAUGUCUCCAAACCUGAGCCAGAAGCCUGUCGACUGGUCCACGACUACGGAGCAGCAGUGUAACCCUGGGGAGGUGUGUCAGGAGACCCUUCUGCUCAUAGAUGUAGGAUCCAGGUCGAUCCUGCUGGGGAGCAAAGGCUGCAGCCAGGUCAAUAUCCAGGGUGCCUUCAUGCACUCGAGUCCCCCUGGAGUGCUGGUCGCCUCCUAUGCCCGGGUCUGCUCCUCCAACUACUGCAACUCGGCUGCCAGCAGCAGCGUCCUGGUCAAUGCCCUCCCUCUUCCAGCCGCCCCGGCCCCAGGACACCUGCAAUGUCCCGUCUGUCUGGCCCUUGGAUCCUGCUCACAAAGCUCUAACGUGAUGUGUCCUGAGGGCACCAGUCACUGUUACAAGGGUCAGAUUUUUCUCCAGGGAGGUGGGUUGACCUCCCCACUGGACAUCCAGGGCUGCGUGGCCCGCCCUUCCAGCACCUUAUUGGGUCGUAGGCAGACUAUCGGGGUCUUCACUGUGACUGAGACCCGUGAGGGUGGCACUGAGGUGGACUGACCUCUAAUCUCAAGUGGAGCUGCCCCUGGCCUUUCCCUGGCUUGGGCAGUGGGGCAGGCCCUAGCCCUUUGGUGUGGGGCACCCUCCCUGCUGACCUUGUUCCCCCAUGAUCCUUAGCUCCUGUUGACUCCCCACGCCCCACCUCUCCCUCUGACCUCAUAACUCAACAGCCUUGGACACUGAAUCAUGCCCCAGUCCUCAUCACCACCCCCUCCACCACCACACACACACACAUACACACACGCACACUAUCUGACCUGGUGACAGCAUAUGGAAGGGCCUGAGAACAGCUGAACUGAUCCUCUGGGAGGAGGGACAUUCAACCAGUGGCCACCUGUGUGUGAUAAUAAAGACAUUGUCCUUUUGCCACA